GCUAUCUCUGUCAUGGCUCAAUCUGGGUUUGUGGAGUUGAUUGAUUUCAAUCCCAUUCGCGCAACUGAUGUGCAGCUUCCUGCUGGUAGUUCUUUUGUAACAGCGCAUUCAUUGGCCGAAUCCCAGAAAGCGGUCACUGCUGCUAUAAAUUACAAUAAUCAGGUUGUUGAAUGCCGUUUAGCUGCUAUUGUUCUCGGUAUAAAGCUUGGAAUGAAACCUCAAGAGGCAAUAUCCAAAGUGAAAACUCUUUCUGAUGUUGAAGGGUUGUGUGUAUCAUUUGCUAGCAGUUGUGGAUCUUCUGAUCCUGUCGUUGCUGUGAAGGAACUUUUGAGUGAAGAACCUUAUAGAGCUGAAAAUAUUGAGAAAAUCACUGAGGAAAACCUGCAAUCAAUCUUUGCCGAUUCUCCAACUUCUUCGGAUGUGCUAAAAGUGGCCAGACUAUAUAAGUUAUUCCAGAAACCCUCUUCACUUUGUUUUCCCAAAACCAUUCUUCAGACCAAUCCGAAGCUCCUAUUCGCCCUCUUCAGACACGACUCCGGAGCUCUCUUCAGAGACGACUCCGAAGCUCCUCUUCGCCUUCUUCAAACACGACUCCGGAGCUUUUUUCAGACACGACUUCGAAGCUCUGCUUCGCCCUCGAAGACUAUCCCGCGAACAUAACGUGCCCUCGACUUCGCCUCAAGAUGACUUGGUUGCGUGGACUUGCAAAGAUAUUUUUGUGUAUGGAGAAGAAAUUGUACUUUUGUAUAGAAGUAAUAUAAUUCUUUUGUCGUCUCUAGCUUUUGUGCAGUUUACUAUUCCUGAUACAGAAAACUAUUGGCAGCGAACAGAUAAUUAUUGGCAUGGUAGAUAGAUCACCUUUUGACGUUGUCCACUAAAUUGAUUUUUUGUCGUGGUACAUAGAUGUAUUUUUGGCUUGGUACAUACAUCACCUUUUGUCGUGGUACAGAUUACGAUGGUAAUUUGUACCAUGCCAAAUGGUCAUUUCGCAUGGUAUUGUAAAUGUAAUUUUUGUAUAUGGAAGGCUUUACUUUUUGUAUAAUUGUGUAUGUUGUACGGAAUUAUUAUUUUAGUUUGGACAAUAGUUCGUUUGUAUGUACUUGGAUAGUUAAAGUAAUUUAUUUUUUGUA
Messenger RNA from Camellia sinensis, 1130 nucleotides. The record is from RefSeq and is a predicted model, not a curated record. Lineage: Eukaryota; Viridiplantae; Streptophyta; Magnoliopsida; Ericales; Theaceae.